AUGCCUCGUGUUCCCGUUAUUGGCAGGCUCUUCUGGAGCGAGUACCUUGCGCUGUUCGGAUCUUUGAUAUUCAUAUUCAUUGAAGGGAUUCUACACCUGAUAACGUCCUUUUUGCCUCAGCCUGUGAUCGGGUUCUUUUACAGGCAGUCGAAGCGGCUAUUCCACGGGCUGUCGCCGCAGCAGCACCACAUAAAACACCGAGAUUUUUCCUCGUCGGUCGCCAAGGCGGCGGAUUUUGUCGAUCUAUGUGCUCUGUUUGGAUACGAGGCCGAGGAGCACAUUGUGCAAACCGGCGAUGGGUACUUACUUGGCCUGCAUCGGAUAUCAUGUAAGAAAAGCGAACGGGGGAGGCAGGUGAACAGCGGUGAGGGAAGUAUCCGCAAGCGGGUGGUGUACCUGCACCACGGGCUUCUGAUGAACAGCGAGGUUUGGGUGUGCCUGUCGGAGGAAGAGCGCUGUCUGCCGUUCACGCUGGUCGAGCAGGGCUACGAUGUGUGGUUUGGCAACAACCGCGGAAACAAGUACUCGAAGAAGUCGAUCAGCCACUCGCCGUCGUCGACGGCGUUUUGGAACUUUUCCAUGGACCAGUUUGCCUUCCACGAUAUCCCGGACAGCAUUGACUACAUUCUGUCGGUGACGUCGCAGGCGUCGCUGUCUUAUAUUGGGUUUUCGCAGGGGACGGCGCAGGCCUUUGCCACGCUCUCGAUUCACCCGGGGCUGAACCAGAAGGUGGAUGUUUUCAUUGGGCUGGCGCCGGCGAUGUCGCCGGCGGGGCUGCACAACGGGGUGGUGGAUUCGCUGAUCAAAGCGUCGCCGGACAUAAUAUUCCUGGCGUUUGGGCGGCGGAGCAUUCUGAGCUCGGCGACGAUGUGGCAGGCGAUCCUGUACCCGCCGAUAUUCGUGCGGAUCAUCGACAUGUCGCUGUCGCUGCUGUUCAACUGGACGGGGGCGAACAUCAGCGUGCGGCAGAAGCUGGCGGCGUACGCGCACCUGUACUCGUACACGAGCACGAAGUCGGUGGUGCACUGGUUCCAGAUCAUCCGCAACCAGAGCUUCCAGAUGUACGACGACGACGCGGGGCCGACGCUCAACCUCGUCGGCGGGGCGGCGCGGUACUACAAGCCGGCCAAGUUCCCGACGCGCAACAUCCGCACGCCCAUCGUGCUGGUGUACGGCGGCAGCGACAGCCUGGUGGACAUCGAGGUGAUGCUGCGGGCGCUGCCGGCGCACACGACGGCGACGCGCAUCGCGCACUACGAGCACCUGGACCUGCUGUGGGCGCGCGACGUGCACGCGCUGGUGUUCCCGCGCGUACUAGAAGCGCUGCGCGCGCAUCACCGCCCGGCACUGCCCAACGGGCUAGCAACGACGAUGGCGGCGGUGGCCGGGGAAGGGGGCUCGGUUGCGAGCGGCGACAUGGGUGGCUGA
Molecule: messenger RNA, 1428 nt
Organism: Ophidiomyces ophidiicola
Lineage: Eukaryota; Fungi; Ascomycota; Eurotiomycetes; Onygenales; Onygenaceae
Gene: TGL1
Product: cholesterol esterase
Exons: 3
Coding region: 1-1428 (475 amino acids)
Biological process (GO): lipid metabolic process
Source: RefSeq, a predicted model, not a curated record